AUGGUGCUUUAUAUGAAAAACAAGCACACAUUCCAGCACGAUUUUGAAACCGUGACGCUUGCAUAUUUCAACAGAUACCCGAAUCCAUACUCAAAGCAUGUGAAAUCGAUCGACACUGUGGAGAAGUAUAUUGACUUAGAGGGAAAACUUCAUCAGACAAAGCUUAUCCGAAAGUGUGGGCACCUGCCUAAUUGGGUGAGGCCUUUCUUGGGCACAAUAAGCAGCAGCUGGAUUGUGGAAAAGACCGUUGUUGACCCGAUAAGCAGAACUAUGCAAACUUACAACUGCAAUCUUGAUUAUACCAAACUUCUAACUGUUGAAGAGUCCACGUUCUACAAAUACGACUUUGAGAAGGGUGUCACGCACUCUACUGCAACAGUUUCUUUUAGAAGUCGCUUCAAGAGGUUUGGUGCUCUGAAUCUUAAGGAUAAAAUAGAGGAUUGGUCAAAAACAAGGUUUACCGAGCAUUCUCAAGGUAGUAGGAUGGGUCUGAAGAUUGUGAUGGAAAGGGUUCGCCAAAAGAUGGCAGACCGGUUGAAGCAGAGCCAGGAGCAGCUCAAGCAGGUUCAGCAAGUGCGGCAGUGCAAUGCUUGA
Molecule: messenger RNA, 594 nt
Organism: Brettanomyces bruxellensis
Lineage: Eukaryota; Fungi; Ascomycota; Pichiomycetes; Pichiales; Pichiaceae
Exons: 1
Coding region: 1-594 (197 amino acids)
Biological process (GO): phospholipid transport
Cellular component (GO): mitochondrial intermembrane space
Molecular function (GO): phosphatidic acid transfer activity
Source: RefSeq, a predicted model, not a curated record